Argentina anserina (silverweed cinquefoil) is the source of this 1222-nucleotide messenger RNA. Its product is annotated as protein N-terminal asparagine amidohydrolase. Gene Ontology annotation, biological process: ubiquitin-dependent protein catabolic process. Bases 1 to 1047 code for a protein of 348 amino acids. Lineage: Eukaryota; Viridiplantae; Streptophyta; Magnoliopsida; Rosales; Rosaceae. The transcript has 9 exons. The record is from RefSeq and is a predicted model, not a curated record. Gene Ontology annotation, cellular component: nucleus. Gene Ontology annotation, molecular function: protein-N-terminal asparagine amidohydrolase activity.
AUGAUCUUGGUAGGUGGACUGCCUUUCCCUUCCGAACCAUCUUCUUCAUCGCCUCAGGGAUGGGACGGCCUCCAAGCUUUGUUGGAUGACCCGUCCUUGGAAUCUGCCUCCAAUGCAUUCAAGGCCAUCCCAGAAAGGAAGUUCUCUAAGCCUCAAGAUGAUUCUGAUGCAGAGAGGAGAUGGGUCUAUGUCUUCCAAAGAGAAUAUGCAACUGUUGACCCUGCACAUGUCCAUUUUGUUGGCACUGAUGAAGCAACAACCUGUAUUGGUCUUGCCAUCCGUAACCCGGAUAAUGGAAUGACAUCGGUUGCACAUUUGGACUCUCCAACAGUUGUGGAUACAGGUCUCGAUCAGAUGAUGUCGCUACUUGUGCAACACAAUAAGGACGUGGAGUUGGAUGUGCAUCUAGUCGGUGGAUUUGAAGAUGUUUCACCUAAUCAUGGUAACUGUACUAGAUCAGAAAAUCAGGAAAAGUUGGAUGGCUAUUCAUUUCCUUUAGGUGCCAAAAUUAUUGAAACAUUAUGGAAGAGACUGGAGAAAUUUCACAUUCGAACUCUGUGCAUUCUUCGGCAUAACACUAGAAGGGAUCCUCAGGGAAAUGCAUACCCAAUUUUCCAUGGGUUCACGAUUAGCACUUCCACUGGAUCCAUUAUUCCUGCUAGCUUUGACGAAACCUCAAGAUGUCCUGAUGAAAUUGUCAGGAGAAUUAGAGUCUCUGCAUGUUAUGAGGACUCCAGAUGGAAAGGAAGGUUAUUGGAAACAUAUGAAACUCAAACUGAUCGGUUUAAAAUAGUUCCAUGCUGCUGGACCCUGCAUCAGUCACAUAUUGCAUCGAAUCUACAAAAUUAUUCAGAUUUGGAAAUCCUCCUUAUGUGUUCUACUUCACCCUUUGCUGAGGCACCAGAUUUUGUGAAAAAUCUCAGAAGGGGGUGGGACUACUUGAAAGAGUACCCAGAUUGGAGAGAAACCUUUCCUAUGAAGCAGCCACGCAUAUUUGAGAGGACUGCUGAGGGAGGCUGGAAAAGCCAAAAGUUGCAGAUACCAUGAAGCUUAAUGCUCAACAGGAGCAGCAUUUCAGUUUCAGCUGCUUAAUUAAGUUCUGUUCGUCAGACGUGACACAAAAACAAAAUCUGGAUAGCAAGUAUGUAUAAAUUCAAUUGCAGCAUUGGAGUUAUGAACCUGAUGGCAAAUAUGUAUGAUUCAAUUGCAGCAUUCGUCAGUA